AUGGGACACUGCUCCGGCGGUGCCGAUGCCCCUUGGAAUAUUGGAGCUGCUUAUCUGGCCAAGGUCAUGAAAAAUAUCCCUGCCGGUGUCCCCGGCUAUAAUGACCGCUAUCAUGACGCUAUAUUAGCCUUAUUAGCGUGGACUGAAAACGGUACUGCCCCGGACUAUCUGGUUGGUACAAAAUUUGAAGACGAUGACAGGUCUAGAGCGGUCGUGCGCCAGCGCCCCAUCUGCCCCUACCCCCAGAGGGCCUCAUACGUGAGUGGAGAUGUGAACGUGGCCAGCAGCUGGACCUGCACUUCAAAGAACUAA
This is a messenger RNA of Aspergillus tanneri, 312 nucleotides long. RefSeq lists its product as uncharacterized. NCBI's taxonomy places the organism in Eukaryota, Fungi, Ascomycota, Eurotiomycetes, Eurotiales, Aspergillaceae. Bases 1 to 312 code for a protein of 103 amino acids. The record is from RefSeq and is a predicted model, not a curated record. The transcript has a single exon.